CGCUCUCAAAAGACAGAACGAUGGCAGGGCUUGCGGCCAUUGCUGCCGCCGGCGUGGGAGCUCGCAUCCCCGCGCGCAGCAGCACCGCCACCGUCGUCGGCCUCACGGGCGGCAUCGGCAUGGGCAAGAGCUCCGCGGCCGCGUGGUUCCGCAGGUGUGGCUUCCGCGUGCACGACGCCGACGCGACGGUGCACUCGCUGUACGCAGCGGGCGGCGCGGCGGUCGAGCCGGUGUGCGCCGCCUUCCCGAGCGCGCGCGGCGCCGACGGAGGCAUCGAUCGCGCCGCCCUCUCGGCCGCCGUCGCCACCGCCGGCCGCGAGGCGUCGCUGCAGCGGCUAGAGGAGAUCGUGCACCCGCUUGUGACGGAGGAACGGGCGGGGUUCGUCCGGCGGGCGGGGGAGGAGGGCGAGUGGCUUGUCGUGGUCGACGUCCCUCUCCUCCUCGAGACACUGCGCGACGAGGCGGCCCUGCGAGCCCAGGUGGACGUCGUCCUCCUCGUUUCCUGCAGCGCCGCCGAGCAGCGCCGCCGCUGCCUCGCGCGGCCUGGGAUGAGCGAGCCAAAGCUCGAGUCCAUCCUGGCGAGGCAGCUGCCGGACGCCGACAAGCGCGCGCGCGCAGACUUCGUCGUCGACACCGGCCUCUCGAGCGGCGUCGCGGAGACGCGAGCGCAGCUGGCGCGCUUCGUCGAGUCGGUGCGAGCAAGCCAGCCGGAUCGGUGGGGAGGGUGGCUGCGGCAGCCGCGGGCUUGCCCUGCCCGGGGGGGCGGGCGGGCGGGCGGCGGCGGCGGGUCGGUGGCGUGCAUCACCUUUGACCUGGAUGAGACAUGUUGGCCGACGAUGCCUCCGAUCGACGCCGCGCGGCGGGCGAUGGAGCCGCUGCUGGCUGAGGCGAUGCCGCGCUCGCACGAGUCGGGUGCCCUCGCGAGCCUCGGCGGCGCCUUCCGCGCGCUGCGCGAGGAGCGGCCGCUCAUCGCGCACGACAUGCUCGAGUUGCGCGCGGCCGCGCUGAGCAGGGUGGCGGAGGAGCACGGCGAGGCGCUGAGCUCGCAGCAGGUCGCCGCGCUCGGAGAGGCCUUCAUCACCGCCCGCUCUCAGACCGGCGACCACCUCUUCACCGACGUGGCGGGCACGGUCGCCCGACUGCGCGCCGCGGGCUACGUCGUCGGCGCCAUCACCGACGGCAACGCCGACGUGGCGCGCGACGCGCUCACCGCGCCGCUCUUCGACUUUGCGAUUACCGCCGCAGACGCGGGCUGCCACAAGGGGUCGAUGCCGCCCUUCCUGAUGGCGGCGCAGGCGGCGGGGUGCCACGUCUCCCAGCUGGCGCGACACUCUCGAGAGGACCCGCCAAGCUGAUGAGCAUGAGAGAUCAGCCACCAGCCUGGCCCCGUAGUGCGUCGAGGUAGGCGCACAUCGGAGACUCCAUCUCGGCUAAUCUCGCCUCAUCUCGCCUCACCUCACCGCAGGUGCACAUCGGGGACUCCAUCUCGAAGGACCUGCUCGGCGCACUCCGCUGCGGCGCGCGCUGCGUCCUGCUCACCCGGCCGACCCACCCGCUG
Molecule: messenger RNA, 1558 nt
Organism: Emiliania huxleyi CCMP1516
Lineage: Eukaryota; Haptophyta; Isochrysidales; Noelaerhabdaceae
Exons: 12
Coding region: 21-1355 (444 amino acids)
Biological process (GO): coenzyme A biosynthetic process
Molecular function (GO): ATP binding; dephospho-CoA kinase activity
Source: RefSeq, a predicted model, not a curated record